AUGAAUUCUUGCUGUAGUUCUGCGACAAGUUGUAGGGAAUCCAUACGGUUUAGCGAUACCGUACUUCAAAGGAAUGCAAAAGUAAUGAGAGAUCUCAGAAACCGUUUGAAUAACUGCCGGAAUAGAUGCUUGGAGAAAAAAUGCGUUAGAGUAAAUUGCAGUAUAUGUUCCAAAAAUGACCAGAGUUGUAGCGGUAACUCAGAAUACCAUUCCAUACGCCAAGGCAGUGACAAAGAGACGUGCUACGUCAGUCUAUUCCAAGUGUGUAUGAACUAUCUGUUUCCAAGAGAGUUUCCCAUGCCGUCCACCAUCUACCGGUUCAAGGUCAAGUGUGAUCAGUCGGUGUCGGACCCGAAAAAAAGGAUCAUCGGGAAACUCUUAUCACCAGUGGGACGGUGUUCGAAAUCCCCGAAAGGAAUCUUCGUGCAAUCCCCAUCGGAGAACCUCGUGACGAAAAUAUAUUGUCCAGGAGCCGAAGAUAAGUUUUUAUGUCGAAACAAUAAAUAA
Molecule: messenger RNA, 507 nt
Organism: Metopolophium dirhodum (rose-grain aphid)
Lineage: Eukaryota; Metazoa; Arthropoda; Insecta; Hemiptera; Aphididae
Exons: 2
Coding region: 1-507 (168 amino acids)
Source: RefSeq, a predicted model, not a curated record